Pseudophryne corroboree (corroboree frog) is the source of this 3542-nucleotide messenger RNA. RefSeq names its product neurofilament medium chain (gene NEFM). The record is from RefSeq and is a predicted model, not a curated record. The coding region runs from base 151 to 2991 and encodes 946 amino acids. The transcript is spliced from 3 exons. NCBI's taxonomy places the organism in Eukaryota, Metazoa, Chordata, Amphibia, Anura, Myobatrachidae. Gene Ontology annotation, molecular function: structural constituent of cytoskeleton. Gene Ontology annotation, biological process: neurofilament bundle assembly. Gene Ontology annotation, cellular component: cytoplasm; intermediate filament; axon.
AGGCAAUCGUUCCUCCCCUCCCGCAGCAGAUCAAUCAGGGAGCAGAGAGCCGGUUCCUGCCGUGUUAGCUGAUCUUCCUGGGCUAUAUAAAGGGCAGGAGAAAGAAGAUCCUUCGCUGUGAGCCACAUACACACUAGAAAGUCUUCCAGCAUGAGCUACUCUCUGGACACAUUAGGUAGCCCCUCUUAUAGGAGGAUGGCAGAGAUCAGGUCCAGCUACAGCCGGACCAGCAGUUCCCCGUCCAGCGGGUUCAGAUCUCAGAGCUGGUCCCGCAGCUCUCCUAGCACCGUAUCCUCCUCCUAUAAGAGGAGCAACCUGACCAUUCCCAGAGGUUUCAGCUCCAGUGACAGUUUGGAUGUCAGUCAGUCCGCUGGGUACAAUGGGGAUCUCAAGCAAGUGCGCUCCAGCGAGAAGGAGCAGUUACAGGGACUCAACGAUCGUUUCGCUGGGUACAUUGAGAAGGUCCACUACCUGGAGCAGCAGAACAAGGAGAUUGAGGCAGAGAUCCAGGCCCUGAGGCAAAAGCAAAGCGGGUACAGCCAACUGGGUGACAUCUAUGAGCAGGACCUGAGAGAGUUGCGCUCCAACUUGGAGCAAGUCCACCACGAAAAGGCGCAGAUUCUCUUGGACUCUGAACACCUGGAAGAAGACCUCCAGCGACUGAAGGACAGGUACGAGGACGAGGCUCGAAUUAGGGACGAAACGGAGGCUACCAUUAGGUCCAUGAAGAAGGACAUAGAUGACACGUCCUUAAUAAAGGUGGAGUUGGACAAGAAGGUGCAGUCCCUGCAGGAAGAGAUAGCCUUCCUCAACAACAACCAUGAAGAAGAAGUAGGCGAGCUGCUGGCUCAGAUCCAGGCCUCACACAUCACGGUGGAAAGGAAAGAUUUCCAGAAGACAGACCUGGCUUCUGCCCUGAGGGAAAUCCGCUCCCAGCUGGAGGGGCACUCUAACAGUAACAUGAUACAGACAGAGGAAGUCUUUAAAAACAGAUAUGCCCAACUCACCGAGGCAGCGGAGCAGAACAAGGAGGCUAUUAGGUCGGCCAAGGAUGAGAUAGCGGAGUACAGGAGGCAACUAAACAGCAAGAGCGUGGAGCUGGAGUCUGUCCGGGGCACCAAAGAGUCGCUGGAAAGGCAGCUGAACGAUAUAGAGGAGAGACACAACCUCGACUUGACCAGUUACCAGGAAACCAUCCAGCAGCUCGACAAUGAGUUAAGAGGAACAAAAUGGGAGAUGUCCCGCCACCUGAGAGAAUACCAGGAUCUUCUCAAUGUCAAGAUGGCUCUGGAUAUAGAAAUCGCUGCAUACAGGAAACUUCUUGAGGGUGAAGAAACACGAUUCAGCACAUUCUCUGGCAUGUCAACAGGUCCUUCAGCAUCACACAGACAGGCACCUAUCACAAUUAGCUCCACCCGAGUACAGCAAUCACGAGCAGAGCCUCCUAGAGUUAAAGUGCAACACAAGUUUGUGGAGGAGAUCAUUGAGGAGACCAAAGUUGAAGAUGAAAGGUCAGACAUGGAAGCUGCAUUGGCUGCUAUGGCAGAAGAGUUUGCGUCAGGCCUUAUGAAUGGAGACGAACAGGAGGGAGAUGAAGGAGAGGAGGAAAAUGAGGAGGAGGUGGAGGAGGAGGAGGAGGGAGAGGGUGAGGUCGAAGAGGAGAUUGUAGCAGCUGUAGAAUCUACUGUACAGGCAGCAGCACCUGGGGUAGAAGAUGAGGAAAAAGAGGAAGAGGCAGAAGAAGGAGAGAAAGGAGAUGAAGAGGCAGAAGAGGAAGAGGAAGGUGAUGAAGAGGAAGUUAAAGCAGAGGAAGUGGUAGAAGAGGAGGUGCAGGAAGAGGAAGGGGAAGAGGGAGAGAAUGCAGAAGAGGUUGUAGAACAGGAUGAAGCUGAAGUACAAGCAGAGGAAGGAGAUGCACAGGAAGGAGAAGCAGAGGUGGAGGAAAAGACAGAAGAAGAUGAGGUAGAAAAGGGAGAAGAUGAGGUAGAAAAGGAAGGAGAGGAAGCAGAAGAAGAAGUAAAAACAGAGGAAGAAGGUGGGGAAGAAGAAGGUGGGGAGAAAGAAGGUGAGGAAGAAGAAGGUGGGGAAGAAGAAGGUGGGGUAGAAGAAGGUGGGGAGGAAGAUGCAGUAGAAGAAGUGGGAAAAGAAGAAGGGGAGAAAGAGGAGGGAGAUACUGAACAGGAAGCAGAAGGUGCAGAGGAAGAGACAGCUGAUGAAACACAAGAAGAUGAAGUAAUUGAAGAGCCUAUUGUGGAGACCAAGAUUGUACGGGUAAAGGCAGCAGUGCAGGAAGCAACAGAAGAGGAAAAGACUGAGAAGGAAACUGAGGAAGAGAAAGAGGGUGGAGAUGAUGAGGAGGUAGAGAAGGGAGAGGAAACAGAGGAAAUAGCAGGAGAAGAGGAAGAACAGAAAGAGGCAGCUGAAAGUUCAGAAGAGAAAGCAGAAACAGAUGAGGAAAAAGAGAAGGAAGAGGGAGAGGAAGGAGAUGCCAAAGCUGAGGAGGAAGCUGGAGGUGAUGAUGACAAAACUGAAAUAGAGGAGAAGAAAGCAGAGACCCCAGAAGAGAAAAGUGUGGAGGAGACCAUCACUGUAUCGAAAGUAGCAUCUGUAGGGACAGAGAAAGAAGAAACAAAAGAAGAAGAACAAAGCAGUCCUAGGGAUGAUGGGAAAGAAGACAUAGCAGUAAAUGGAGAUGUAGAGGAGGAAACAGAGGAUAGCAAAGACAAAGACUUAGUUACUAAUGGGCUAGAUGACAGCCCCUCAGAAGAUAAGGACAGCUCUAAGAGCCAGCAAACUGUUGUUAUCACCAAAAAGAUUGAGACCACAACCAGUGAGGGUGAGGAUGGUACCAAAUAUAUCACUAAGUCAGUGACAGUUACCCAAAAAGUAGAGGAACAGGAAGAAACCAUCCAGGAGAAAGUGGUAUCUACAAAGAAGGUGGAGAAAGUCACAUCACAUGCAGUGGUCAAGGAAGUCACUGAAGAUAAGUGAGAACAUAGUAAUAAUUCUUCCAGCAAGCAGCAGGACUGAUAAAGCCAUAAGAUAAACUGCAUGUAACGUGACAGCUUCAAAUGGGCUUCUAGCAGAAGGGGUUCUCUCGUGGGGUGGGGGCUCCAGACACUGUAAUAUUACUUUCUGUGCAAUACUGGGCGGGGAAAUGCAUGCAAGCUCUAGAUGUGCCCUUACCACACAACUUGGGGAAUUCACAAAACAACAAAUACAAAAAAAUAUUGCAUGAUUUGUGAAAGAUGGAACAGAGAGGAGCGAAUCCUAAGUUGUUGUGGGUCUGGGACAAGGUUAGUGAUUUUUUUGAAAAGUCCUGAGCUGAAUUAUGCAAAGAACCAUCUGAGCCAAAAAAAAGGGAGGGAGGGGACCAGGAAACUGAAGUUUUCUCGCCUUAAUAAAAGAAACCUAUCCUUAUGUUUACCUCACUGGUGCAAUUAACAGACUGUAGGUCAUGGGAGAACCUGAACGAGUUUACCAUAGCUAACUGUCAGUUUAUGUAAAAACAAACCUUGCUCAAUAAAAGGUUGUAUUGGAAA